Rhopalosiphum maidis (corn leaf aphid) is the source of this 2116-nucleotide messenger RNA. RefSeq names its product putative fatty acyl-CoA reductase CG5065. The coding region runs from base 272 to 1825 and encodes 517 amino acids. The transcript is spliced from 9 exons. The record is from RefSeq and is a predicted model, not a curated record. Gene Ontology annotation, molecular function: alcohol-forming very long-chain fatty acyl-CoA reductase (NADP+) activity. NCBI's taxonomy places the organism in Eukaryota, Metazoa, Arthropoda, Insecta, Hemiptera, Aphididae. Gene Ontology annotation, biological process: long-chain fatty-acyl-CoA metabolic process. Gene Ontology annotation, cellular component: peroxisome.
GACUUGUUACACCACACGCGGCUGCUGUUGCUGCCUCUGCACCGAUGGACCGCGAUUAACAGAAGAAAGUGAACGUGAUUUCAGGUACGGCGGAAGGGGUCGGUAACCGGCCAUCGUUCCGUCGUCGAACCUUAGAACCGCGUUUAAAGCGCAAACGGCACGGCACUCGCGCGUUGUUCACAACUCCAUCACACUUGUCGUCGUCGUCUUCGUCGCGCCGCCGUCGCAAAUUUGACCGAUUUCGAGAAGUCGUCGUACUCCGGGUGAUAAAAUGACGAACGAAGGAGUGGGAAAGUGGUAUAGCGGUCGUUCGGUGUUCAUCACCGGAGGUACCGGCUACAUGGGAAAAGUGCUCAUCGAAAAGCUGCUUAGAGACUGCGGCGACGUCCAGUUCAUUUACGUACUGUGUAGACCGAAGCGAGGUUUCAGCCCGGCAGCCAGGAUAGAGCAAAUAAGGAAAUUAGCAGUGUUCGACCGUUUGCGCAUCGAGUGUCCGGAAAGAUUGAAAAAAAUCAAAGCGAUGGAAGGUGAUUUGGGCCAACCUGGGCUUGGAUUGAGUGACGAAAACAAAUCGAUUCUUAUCAACGAAGUGUCAAUCGUUUUUAACGGAGCGGCGUCGUUGCGCUUGGAAUCCGGUCUGAAGGAUGCGAUAAGACAUAACACAACUGGAACGAAACACGUGUUGGACUUGGCCGUUCAAAUGAAAAAAUUGGCGUCGUUUGUCCAUUUGUCCACGGCUUUCUGUCAUUGCGAGUAUGACACACUCGACGAAACGAUUUAUCCAUCGCCGGCCAAUCCGGAGGACGUCAUGCGCGCUGUCGAAUGGAUGGACGAUCAUACGAUUGAAAUCAUCACGCCUAGAUUGCUCGGGCCCCAUCCGAAUUGCUACACGUACUCCAAGAGGUUGGCGGAAUCAUUGGUCAGCCAAUACGCUAACCGGAUUCCGAUAUCUGUGGCCCGACCAUCGAUCGUGACGCCUGCGUUCAGAGAGCCCGUUCCCGGAUGGGUGGACAGCUUAAACGGUCCGGUAGGAGUCAUCGUGGCUGGUGGCAAAGGCGUGAUCCGGUCCGUGUUGUGCAGUCCGGAUUACGAAGCGGAAGUGGUGCCCGUAGAUAUUGCGAUUAACGCUCUGAUUUUGAUCGCUUGGAAGAGAACAAUGAUCAAUAACGAAAUGGACGAUAUGGUGCCGUGUUACAAUAUAUCCAAAGGAGACAUUGUUCACUUGACUUGGGGUGAAACUUUGGCCAAAGGAAAACGGUACGCAUAUGAGUAUCCAUUCGACGCAGGUCUAUGGUACCCCAACGGAUCGAUAAGGACCAACAAACUGGUGCACUAUUUCAUAGUGUUCUGGCUGCAGGUCGUGCCGGCCUACUUGAUCGACGGAAUCAUGGUGUUGGCCAGGCAAAAGACAUUCAUGGUACGUGUUCAGAAGAGGAUUGCGGUCGGCAUGGAAGUGUUGCAGUACUUUACCAUGCGCAGUUGGAACUUCAAAAUCGAAAACACUAAAGCGUUAAUAAACGGUCUGAAUGAAGCGGACAUGAAAAAAUUCUUCAUUCAGAACACCGAUGUUGACAUUGAAAAGUACAUGAUCCAAGUGUUAUUGGGUGCUCGUCAAUAUUGCAUGAAAGAGCCUCUUGCAAAUCUGGACCGGGCGAGAUUUCAUCUAAAACUGUUAUAUUGGCUGAAUUUGGUCACACAACUGUUGUUCGGAUUUUUCCUCUUGUGGGUGUUUGUACGUGCGUUCGAUUCUUUCAAGUUUUUGUUGGACUCCACUACGAGUUCGUUCACAAACGUACCAAUCAUUGGAUCGUUAAUACCGAAAUGAUGUACCUACUGCGAACAACCAUAUUAUUAUUAUUAUUAUUAUAUCACUAAAUCGCAAUACUGUUAUUGCGUGUGUAGAUUGCACGCAUAAUAAUUCACACAUAAUUAUUAUAUUACAUAUUCUGUAUAGAUUGUUAGUGUACACAAUUUUUUUUACUACUGUAGAAUGGACGAUCAUAUUAUUAUAUUAUAUUUUAUAGAUUUUAUAUUAUGUUAUAAUAUUUAAAAUUAUACGCGUAUUGUGUGGCUGAUACGACAAAUCAUAGUUUGUUUUUUAAGUAUUUUGAUUUUC